CAAAUUUGCUGUUGCCCCACUACAGGGCAUUUGUAGCUAGGAGAAGGUCAACUACUCUAGCUCCGGUCACCAUCCUUUCAAUUUGGUCUCAUCUUCAACCUCUCCGACCUACUCGAUCGAUCACCGGAUUUCAGUGGAAGUCUACUCUAUCUUUGAAAUUCUCUGUGGCAAUUGUGUGCAAUGGCUGUGGACGAAGACGCUGAACUAGGACAUGCGCCACAGAAGAAGAAAACCGCUUCUGAUGAUGACAAAAGGAGAAAGAAACUCGUACCUGGGGGCCUGAUGAAAGCUGUGCUCAGGCCUGGGGGAGGAGAUUUGAAUCCGGCUGAUGGUAAUCAGGUCAUAUUUCAUUGCACUAUUCGCACGUUGGAUGGAGUUAUUGUUGAGUCUACGAGAUCAGAAUUUGGAGGUAAUGGUACCCCAGUGAGGCAUGUUUUGGGUAAGAGCAAAAUGAUUCUGGGGCUGCUAGAAGGAAUUCCCACGAUGCAGAAGGGUGAAAUUGCUAUGUUCAAGAUGAAACCUGAAAUGCACUAUGGCGAGGAAGAUUGUCCCAUUCCAGUAUCUGAUAGCUUUCCAAAGGAAGCUGAACUUCAUUUUGAGAUUGAGCUGAUAGAUUUUUCUAAAGUCAAGGUCAUCAGUGAAGAUUUGGGAGUAGUGAAGAAGGUGAUUGAUGAAGGGCAGGGUUGGGAAUCACCAAGGGAACCUUAUGAAGUAAAGGCUUGGAUCUCUGCAAAGACAGGGGACGGAAAAUUGAUUCUAUCACAUAAUAAAGGAGAACCGUUUUUCUUUACUUUUGGAAAGUCCGAGGUACCUAAAGGGCUUGAGAUGGGAAUAGGAACAAUGUCCCGGGGGGAGAAGGCACUAAUUUAUGUUGCCAAUCAAUACUUAACUGAAACUUCUCUCAUUCCGAUGGUGGAAGGUAUUGAAGAAGUUCAUUUUGAAGUGGAGCUAGUUCACUUUAUUCAGGUGCGGGACAUGCUUGGAGAUGGUCGUCUAAUAAAACGUCGUAUUCGUGAUGGAAAAGGUGAAUUUCCUAUGGAUUGCCCUCUUCACGACAGUCUACUACGUGUGCAUUACAAGGGCAUGCUUCAAGAUGAAGAAAAGACAGUCUUUUAUGACACAAAAUUUGAUAAUGAUGGCCAACCUUUGGAGUUCAGCUCUGGAGAAGGGCUCGUGCCGGAAGGACUUGAGAUGUGUGUUCGUUUGAUGUUGCCUGGAGAGAUAGCUCUUGUGACAUGCCCUCCUGAUUAUGCAUAUGAUAAAUUUCCAAGGCCUGCUAAUGUACCUGAAGGUGCUCAUGUUCAAUGGGAGAUUGAACUUCUUGGUUUUGAGAUGCCAAAGGAUUGGACAGGUUUGAACUUCAGAGAGAUAAUGGAUGAGGUUGAGAAGAUCAAAGGCACGGGGAACAGGCUUUUUAAAGAAGGAAAGUUUGAACUUGCUAAAGCAAAGUAUGAGAAAGUGCUUCGUGAAUUUAAUCAUGUCAAUCCACAAGAUGAUGAAGAAGGAAAAGAGUUUUCUGAAACAAGAAAUCUAUUGCAUCUAAAUGUUGCCGCAUGUUAUCUUAAAAUGGGAGAAUGCAGAAAGUCCAUUGAAGCCUGCAAUAAGGUAUUAGAUACAAACCCUGUUCAUGUGAAAGCUCUUUAUCGUCGUGGGAUGGCAUACAUGUCGGCUGGAGAUUUUGAAGAAGCAAGGAAUGAUUUUAACAAGAUGAUAAGCGUUGACAAGUCUUCUGAGCCAAAUGCAAGGGCAGCACUUCUUAAAGUGAAACAAAAGGAGCAGGAAGUUGAGAGGAAGGCCCGGAAGCAGUUUAAAGGACUGUUUGACAAGAAACCAGGGGAAAUUGCGGAAGUCGGAACCACAAAUACUGAAGAUCAGGUUUCAAGAGAAAGUGAGAAAGAUAAUGAGGAUGAUCCAGAUGGAGAUAGUGAUGAGCAACACGGCGAGGCUGCAGCUGCUGCCCCUCGAACGAGUUUUCUGUCCCAGUUGUGGCCUUCUGGUAGAAGACUAUUCAGAUCGCUUGGGCUACAAAGGUGCUCCAUAUUAUGAGUUUAACUUAGUAUUUCAGAAACAGAGAUGCACCCAACUCUUUAACGUUUUCUCAAAUGUUUUCACUUAGAAGAAUCUGCUUGUUAGGAUUCAGUUAAAGCCCAUAAAUCUUGGACACCCUCCACCAAAAGGAAAACCAUAAAAUAGAGUAGGAGAAGAAGAGAAAACACACGAGGGGGAUGGGAGAUCUUUAUGGUGUUUGUUGACUAAUUAGUUUUGUCUCCAUCAUUUGUACCGUCCACCAUGUCAUUUUAAUGAAAUUUGAAGUGAUACUGAUUAUGAAGUGAAAGGUUAUUGCCUUUUGCUUGCUGUUACUUUACUUCACAUUCUGUAUCGGGGUGUUGUCACUGGGUGAUUAAUUAAUGAUGGAUCGCAAUUUUGCCCA
Molecule: messenger RNA, 2431 nt
Organism: Diospyros lotus (date-plum)
Lineage: Eukaryota; Viridiplantae; Streptophyta; Magnoliopsida; Ericales; Ebenaceae
Product: peptidyl-prolyl cis-trans isomerase PASTICCINO1
Exons: 21
Coding region: 181-2046 (621 amino acids)
Molecular function (GO): peptidyl-prolyl cis-trans isomerase activity; protein binding
Source: RefSeq, a predicted model, not a curated record